Raphanus sativus (radish) is the source of this 1975-nucleotide messenger RNA. RefSeq names its product U-box domain-containing protein 41-like. The record is from RefSeq and is a predicted model, not a curated record. NCBI's taxonomy places the organism in Eukaryota, Viridiplantae, Streptophyta, Magnoliopsida, Brassicales, Brassicaceae. Bases 102 to 1793 code for a protein of 563 amino acids. Gene Ontology annotation, biological process: protein ubiquitination. Gene Ontology annotation, molecular function: protein binding; ubiquitin-protein transferase activity. Gene Ontology annotation, cellular component: nucleus; cytoplasm. The transcript has 3 exons.
AUCCUUUAUCUCACUAAAAAGUAAAAACAAUAUAAUUAUUCAUUUCAGAACUUUAUACUUAAAGAAAUAUUGUUAUCUCGUUUUCGGAGUAUGUAACACGCAUGAGUGGUCUCCCAUCGGCAGUUAUCAUAAUCGUCUUCUUCUCUCUUUCUCCUCCUCGGGCGAUGGGUGGAACUAGCAAGAAGAGAUGGUUCUCCUUCCACCAACGAUCAGCUUCCGCCACCACUGCAACCGUACCGCAACACAAACACGACGAGACUCCACCGGAGUUACUUUGUCCCAUAACAGGAUUCCUCAUGUCUGAUCCCGUUGUUGUCCCAUCUGGUCAAACCUUCGAGCGUCUCUCCGUUCAAAUAUGUCGUAACUUAGGAUACGUACCAGAUCUCCUAGACGGAACCCGACCCGAUUUCUCCACCGUCAUCCCCAACCUCGCCAUGAAGUCCACCAUUUUCAGCUGGUGUGACCGUAACAAAGUUGACCAUCCUCGUCCUCCUGACUCUGCCUACGUUGAAAACGUGGUUCGUGCCCGCAUAGAUAAAGAUCCGGCACAACCAAAUCGGACUCUAGAGCCUGAGUUUCUCCUUCCAUUGGCUGAGAAUUCACCUUUUGAUUACGAUACUGUAAUGGAGGCGAUACGAGCACGUUCCAUGAACUCCCUGUCGCCGACAACAUCACCCAAGUCAGUUACGGUCGGACAGAGUCCAUAUCAUCCGACAAAAGCCGUUAGAGCGUUCUCUUCUUCUUCCACUACUUCAUCAGGAGUUUAUGUCGGAGCUGAAACUCCAAACGCUAUCUCUUUCUCUUCUCCAAUGUCGGCGGAAGAAGAAGAUAUCUUUAUCAAGCUAAGAACUGGCGACAUUUUCGACCACGAGCAAGGUCUCGUCUUACUUAGGAAGAUGACAAGAUCCAGCGAGGAUCUUCGAGUCUCGCUCUGCACGGACCGUAUCCUCUCCUUCCUCCGAUCAUUUCUCGUUUCACGGUACAACCUCGUUCAGACAAACGCCGCAGCUUCUUUGGUCAACCUCUCGCUCGAGAAACAGAACAAAGUGAAGAUAGUACGUUCAGGUUUCGUUCCCUUGUUAAUCGACGUUUUGAAGUCGGGAACAACGGAGGCUCAGGAGCACGUCGCCGGAGCUUUGUUUAGUUUAGCGUUGGAAGACAAGAACAAGAUGGUGAUCGGAGUUCUCGGCGCGGUGGAGCCUCUCCUCCAUGCUCUACGUUCUUCAGAGAGCGAGAGAGCGCGUGGAGACGCGGCUCUUGCGUUGUAUCACUUAUCUUUGGUUCCGAGUAAUAGGACUAGGCUGGUUAGAGCGGGUGCGGUGGCGACUCUGCUUCCUAUGGUUAGGUCCAGUGAGUCCACGAGUAGGAUACUCUUGGUGUUAAGUAACCUCGCGGCUUGUCCUGAGGGGAAAGGAGCAAUGCUGGAGGGCAACGCUGUGGCGAUUCUAGUAGGGAAGCUUAGGGAAGGUGGAGAUGAUUCCGAGGCGGCGCGUGAGAACUGUGUGGCGGUUUUGUUAAUGCUUUGUCAAGGGAAUAUGAGGUUUAGGGGGUUGGCGAGUGAGGUGGGAGCUGAGGAAGUGUUGAAGGAAGUGGGGGAGAGUGGGAAUGGGAGAGUGAAGGAGAAUGCGGCGAAGAUUCUGCAGGCGAUGAGAGGAGGAAGCGGUGGGGAUAGUGCGUUUGGAGAAAAUGCGGAGGCGCGUGAACGGAACCAUAUGCUUGAAGCGACUGGGUUGAGUCGGAAUCAGUUUCAAGGAGGACAAAACGGGGGUUUCGCUUGUUCUUCCCAGUUUUAGCUUUUUUUUUUGUUUUGAUUAUCUUCACUCUGGUGUCAAAAAAAAAAGAAGAUUAUCUUCACUCUUUGAGGUGUUUCAUUUUUCUUUGGAUCUAAAUGAUGAGUAACAAAGGCAAAUUGUGUAGUAUUUAUAUUAUUUUUUGCAUGUAAAAUCUUUUUGUUUAAAGUACUAACUAAUAAAGU